UUCCGGUGUUCGUUUUCAAUGAAUUUCCAGCUGAUUUCAUUUUUUUCUUUUUGUUUUUCUCCCCGCAUUCGUAAACUUUUUUUUAUCGGGCAUUACGCGUUUUCAGUGUUUUACUUGAUCAAAAGCUAAGUCGUUCCGUUUGUUUGUGUGUUGGAAAAUGCUGGAAAACGAAGCAAAUCAAGAGGUAAAGGAGGAAAAAGUUGUUUUUAAAAAGAAACAACGUAAAAAUCUGAGACAGAGAAGAAAUUCCGAUGACGAGCCCGAAGAGGAACCGGUCCCGUUGGCCGACAUCAAGGAAAGACAGAAGCUACGCGAACGUCCACAUGGCGUCAGCGUCAUUGGCCUAGCAUUGGGCAAAAAAUUGGCCCCAGAGGAGGAAAUCACCAUAAAAGAUCCCUUCAAUGUCAAGACCGGUGGUCUGGUGAAUAUGCAUGCUUUGAAAUCGAGUAGCCUCAAAGAGGCUGAAGAGGAUGCCUACGAUGUGGGGAUUGGUACGAAAUUCUCUGCCGAAACCAAUAAACGUGAUGAAGACGAGGAAAUGAUGAAAUACAUUGAACAGGAGUUACAAAAACGUAAAGGUCUUGCGCAGGCCACAACAGAAAAUGAAACAGCAACAGAUGCCCAGAAAUAUUUAACACCAGAAGAGGCUGCUCUCUAUGCCUUACCUGAUCAUUUGCGACAAUCAUCUUCACAUCGUUCCGAAGAAAUGUUAUCCAAUCAAAUGUUAAAUGGCAUACCCGAGGUGGAUUUAGGCAUCGAUGCAAAAAUUAAAAAUAUCGAAGCAACUGAGGAAGCAAAACAGAAGCUCCUGCAAGAUCAAAAGAACAAAAAGGAUGGCCCGUCACAGUUUGUGCCAACCAAUAUGGCAGUUAAUUUUAUGCAGCACAAUAGAUUUAAUAUUGAGGAGAACAAUGAUGCCCAAAAGAGACGUUUCCAUCAAAGAAAAGCUGCCGAAGAGGGUCAUGUAAAUCCCAAUAAUCAAGUGGGUGUUAACGGGGUUAAGCGAGCCACAGACGAUUACCAUUAUGAUAAAUUUAAGAAACAAUUUAAACGUUAUUAAAUAUAGGUUGCAUUUAUUUUUACUUGGAGGAAA
Molecule: messenger RNA, 1093 nt
Organism: Musca domestica (house fly)
Lineage: Eukaryota; Metazoa; Arthropoda; Insecta; Diptera; Muscidae
Product: splicing factor C9orf78
Exons: 3
Coding region: 158-1060 (300 amino acids)
Biological process (GO): mRNA splicing, via spliceosome
Cellular component (GO): spliceosomal complex
Source: RefSeq, a predicted model, not a curated record